CCGCUCCCCUCCUCAGAGUCCGGCAGGCGCUCCCCCGCUGGCCUGAGCCCGCCUUCCCCGAUAGAGCCGCGCCGCGAGCGGGAACCGGCUCCCGCACCGCCGCCAGGGGCUGCCCCCUGCCGAGCCGAGCCGAGCCGAGCUGAGCCAUAGCCUCUCUACCGCUACUGCCGCUCCCCGCGGCGGGGGCUCGGGCCUCCGGCAGGAAGAAGAGGCAGUGCUGACGGCGGGACGAGGGAAUUUCCGUAAUGGAGAAGAAAGGUGAUAAACAUGCCAUUGAUCAGAAUGCAAGUCAGAACAUCAUGCCGAGAAGAAAUACAGGAAACCUUGGCAACUUGAAUGUGGAUAUGCAAGUCACCAAUCCACCAGAAGCAGCUGCACUUUUUAAUUUACAUCAAGCACACCAUUUUGGUGAGUUUGAACACUCUUCAGAACAACAGUGCAAGCAGGAUCUGUUCCCCAAGUGGCACUUGCCAAUGAAGAUAGCAUCUGUGCUCUCAUUGUUAACAUUUAUUUACACUUCUAUGAGAGAUGUCAUAUAUCCUUUUGUAACCAAAAAGGAAUACGUUUUCUAUAAAAUUCCGAUCCUUGUCAUAAACAAAGUUUUACCAGUGGUUUCAAUUACCCUUUUAGCACUAGUAUAUUUACCAGGAAUAUUAGCUGCUGGUUUUCAGUUGUACUUUGGCACCAAAUAUAAAAGGUUUCCUCAGUGGCUGGAUAGAUGGAUGUUAUCAAGAAAGCAAUUUGGACUUCUCAGUUUCUUCUUCGCUACAAUGCACGCCUGCUAUAGCCUAUGCUAUCCAAUGAGAAGAUCAUACAGAUACAAGCUGCUGAACUGGGCAUUCCAGCAGGUCAAACAAAAAAAAGAAAAUGCCUGGAUUGAACAUGAUGUUUGGAGAAUGGAAAUUUAUGUGUCUCUAGGAAUUCUGGGACUUGCUUUGCUGGCCUUGUUGGCAAUAACAUCAAUUCCAUCUGUCAGUCACUCUUUGACCUGGAGAGAAUUCCACUACAUUCAGAGCAAGAUGGGAUAUUUAGCUCUGCUGCUAUGCACUGUUCACGCACUGGUGUUUGCUUGGAAUAAGUGGGUUGACGUUAAUCAAUUUAUUUGGUAUACACCACCUUCAUUUAUGGUAGCAGUUUUUCUUCCUAUUGUAGUUCUGCUUUGUAAAUGCAUACUACUCCUCCCAUGUUUUAGGAAAAGGAUAAAAAAGAUCAGAUGUGGUUGGGAAGAUAACACACAAACCAAUCAAACCAGCAUAACUUCCAGACUGUAGUUUAAACAUGGACAUUUCCUUUCUAUGUAUGUGAAUAUGCUGAAGGCCAUGAAAUGUUCACCUGCAAGCUCUGCUUUCACAUUUUCCAUAGAUGUUUCUUUCCCACUUUUCAUUUCAACUUCAGGAGUGUGGAAUACUUGAUGCAGUUUGAACUUUUUCUAAGACAAAGAGUGGAAACAUUCAUUUUACACUCUAAUCUAUUCAGUGUUAUGGUAUUUGAUCAUUUCUUUCUUCUGACUCACUGCUUGUAUAAUCCAAGGUCUUAAUUGCCUCAAUCUUAAUUCUUUCAUAGGCAAAAGCAAUCAUAAAGUAUUGUUACAGGUGACCACAGAAAGUCAAUAAAUGAUUACACCACAGAACCCAGGAAUGCCUUCUGCUUCCCACAGCCGUGUUUGGUUCUUUGUUAAAUCUCCAUAUUACAAAGGGACAACAACUAGAGUAUUUAUCAUCCCAUUCCCCUUAUUGCCUACAUCCUGUGUUUCACUCUGCAGAAUGGGGACCUUGGCAAAUGAGCCAGACUGAAGCUGUGUAUUCCCAACAGGCCUUGAACUUAGGCAACUGGGCAAGCAGAAUUGCAGGGAAAUUUACAAGGUAAAUCUCUACUGAGGCGUGGGCACAGUCUAAAAAAAGAUGGAGAUCUGAGUCUAAAACCUAGGUGUGUCUGUUUGCUUAAAACGAUAAAACAUUUCCCAUUUUUUAUUCCAUAAACACAUCCUUUUGUUUCUGAUGCUGGAAAUUUUCCAUGCUUUUGACCUAAGCCUCCAGCACUUGACAUGUGCUAAGCUUUAUUUGCACAAAUUAUUCCAGUGGGAUAACUCACAUCAGGUAAAUGUGUUUUACUGUUUACUCUAGGGCCAGCACAAUUGUGUGACUGGAAGAAAAACAUUAAAAAUAGACAUUUGAAUCUUGACAUUGGUUUGGUGAGAUUUUCAUGUAAAGU
Strigops habroptila (Kakapo) is the source of this 2211-nucleotide messenger RNA. RefSeq names its product STEAP family member 1 (gene STEAP1). Bases 246 to 1271 code for a protein of 341 amino acids. The transcript is spliced from 5 exons. Lineage: Eukaryota; Metazoa; Chordata; Aves; Psittaciformes; Psittacidae. Gene Ontology annotation, cellular component: plasma membrane; endosome. The record is from RefSeq and is a predicted model, not a curated record.